Messenger RNA from Vicia villosa (hairy vetch), 1920 nucleotides. RefSeq lists its product as uncharacterized. The record is from RefSeq and is a predicted model, not a curated record. Bases 1 to 1920 code for a protein of 639 amino acids. Gene Ontology annotation, molecular function: catalytic activity. Lineage: Eukaryota; Viridiplantae; Streptophyta; Magnoliopsida; Fabales; Fabaceae. The transcript is spliced from 2 exons.
AUGAGUGGAAAGGGGCGGGGACGGCCGAAGAAGGCCUCGCUACCUCCGACGAACCAUGGCAAAACAUCAUCUCCGGCGGAACCAGGGACAAGAAGCAACAAUUCAGGGACUAAGGCGCAGAGCGACACGGAGAAGAAGGUAACUCAGGCUAGCUCGAGUCAGAUUCAGAACAAUACACCCACUGCUGCAGAGGCGAAAGGGUCAGGGGAACCUUUGAGCCCGAAGAAGCUCUGGGUUGAUGUGAUAAGUGGAAAUAGGAAUCCCACUAACGGAUUGCAGAUGGAAUUUGUGGCUCCUAAGGUGGUUAAUGGGGAGAUUGAGGUAGAGAUUGAAGAGGAUGAUAUUGCUUCGGAAAUUAGAUACUGGGAUACUGCCCUAAUUAUGUAUGUUCUUGGGGGAGAUUUGAGUAUGAACACAGUGAAGCAGUUCAUGAUAAGGAAUUGGAACUUUGCAAAGCUGCCAGACAUGUUCUUCAAUGAUGAGGGUUACUUUAUCUUGAGGUUUCCUUCCAUGGAUGACAAAGAUCUGGUUCUAACGAAGGGUCCAUACACUAUCCACAAUAUGCCAAUGUUAUUGACUGACUGGAAACCAAAUUUUGAUUUGAAGAAGGAUAUGCUUCGCACGAUUCCGAUUUGGGUGACGCUUCCCCAUUUACCUCUCCACCUGUGGGGGCAACGAAGUUUGAGUAAGAUUGGAAGUGCAUUAGGUACUCCACUUGUUACAGAUGAGUGCACAGCCAACAAGUUGAGAGUCUCAUACGCGCGUAUUCUCGUGGAGAUGGAUAUCACUAAACCUCCGAUUACUGAAAUCAGUAUCAGGGAUGCGGAAGGAAACAAGAGGAAGCAGAUUGUGGAGUAUGAUUGGCGGCCAAAUUAUUGUGAUAAGUGUCAGAGAAUUGGUCACAAUUGUCUCGAUCCUAUAGUCAAGAAACCUGUCAAACAAUGGAAGGCCAAACCUAUACAAGCUGCAGUAGUGGAAGGGAAGAUCACUGAGGUAACCCCACCAGUAGUGCUUCAGUCUACUGACAACGUGGAGGAAGCCUGGACAACUAUUGAAAGACAAAGGAAGGGGAAAGCAAUUCUUAGUGAAGAGGUUGUUCAAAUCAGACAAGAUAACUCAUUUGACCCGCUAACUCUAGUGACUGAAGGGCCUGAUAUUUUAGUUCUUGUAGAAACUAGAGUAAAAAGGAAUAAUGCGUGUGGUAUCCGGAAUAAGUUGAGAGUUCAUGAUUCUUAUGUGGACAAUUAUGAUAACCACUAUAAUGGUCGUAUUUGGCUUAGCUGGGAUAGUAGAAAGUAUGAUAUUAAGAAGGUGAGAACUACAGAUCAAUUACUACAUUGUGGGGUGUAUGAUAGCAGCGGGGUGUUCGUAUAUUGGCUCACUGCAAUAUACGCUUUAAAUCAUCUUGAUAAGAGGAAACUGCUGUGGUGUGAUAUUGCUGGGAUUCAUGUUAAUCAGACUGGACCCUGGUGCUUGAUUGGAGAUUUUAACAAUGUGAUCAAAGCACAAGACAGAGUUGGAGGCAGACUUGUGAGUGUUGCUGAAAUCAGAGAUCUGAAAGAGAUGAUGGAUAACACUGGUUUGGCAAAGCUUGAUAGUGUGGGGGAGUAUUACACAUGGUCCAAUAAACAUGUGGAUGGGAUUAUAUAUUCCAGAAUUGACCAUUUGCUAGGGAAUAUUGACUGGCUCACAGCUUAUCAGGAUUGGAUCCUUGCUGUUCAUGAACCUCAGGUUUCAGACCAUGGCCUUUUGUGCCUUAGUAGACAGGAUCAUGUGAGGAGGAAAAACUUGCAAUUUAAAUUCAGGAACAAUGUGAUUCAUCUGAAGGGGUUCCAUCAGAUUGUUCUUCAGAGCUGGCAGCAACAGAGCUCAGGAAAUCCCAUGUAUAUCCUUUGGUACAAACUGUUAGGAGUAAAUUAA